Solenopsis invicta (red fire ant) is the source of this 339-nucleotide messenger RNA. RefSeq names its product forkhead box protein P1-like. Lineage: Eukaryota; Metazoa; Arthropoda; Insecta; Hymenoptera; Formicidae. The record is from RefSeq and is a predicted model, not a curated record. Bases 1 to 339 code for a protein of 112 amino acids. The transcript is spliced from 3 exons.
AUGCACGUCCCGGCAAAGGAUCCCCACAGCCCUGGAGAUUUUUCCUCGAAGCAUUUAUGGCAAGCACAUCUUGAAAUAAUUCUAGAGGUGACAAAAGCGAUCGAUUAUCCAGAUUCCGGGGGCAACACUGGAGAAUCUGCGGAAGCUGCGACAAACGGCGCAAGUUCUACGCUUCGACUCCUCGUUGCUGCUGCUAGUUGUCCUCGAGAAUCUUUGUACGGCCAACAGCAGCAGCAGCAGCAGCCGCAACAGCAGCCGCAACAGCAUCAUCAGCAGCAGCCGCAGCAGCAACAGCAACAGCAGCAGGUGGUAGACCUGUCUGAAUUGGUUUAUAAAUAA